AUGGCAAACGACGUAGCAGCGAAUUCUCGGACAGGAAGCAUGAAAGUGUGCAUGUUCCUUAAGAGGAAGAAUGGUAUGAGCCAUGAUGAGUUCAACCAGUACUGGACAGAAAAGCACUCUCCACUGAUACAAGACUGGCUGCCUAAACACGGGAUCUCGAGAGACACUCAGUUUCAUACGUCACCGUCCUUCCAACAGCAAUGUAUCUCCAAAGUCGCUGACUUGCAACACAUGAAACCGCUCGAUUACGAUGGGAUAGUAGAGAUGGUCAUGCCGGACGUCCAGUGCCUGGCAAAUGCACGAAAAGACCAACUCUACCAAAAUACGGUUCGUCCUAGCGAGGAGAAAUUCAUUGAGGUGUCCCAAACCCAAUAUAUGGUGGGUUGGCAAGAGACCAUUGUUCACAAAGGGAGAGCUGUAGGUGAUGCGAAGAGCCACUACUUUGAUAAUGCGGACCAUGGUGGUGACGAAGGCGUGGGGGUCGAACACGCAAGAGAUGAUGUUUGA
Messenger RNA from Exophiala xenobiotica, 507 nucleotides. RefSeq lists its product as uncharacterized. The transcript is spliced from 2 exons. NCBI's taxonomy places the organism in Eukaryota, Fungi, Ascomycota, Eurotiomycetes, Chaetothyriales, Herpotrichiellaceae. The coding region runs from base 1 to 507 and encodes 168 amino acids. Gene Ontology annotation, molecular function: oxidoreductase activity. The record is from RefSeq and is a predicted model, not a curated record.